Funneliformis geosporum is the source of this 1488-nucleotide messenger RNA. NCBI's taxonomy places the organism in Eukaryota, Fungi, Glomeromycota, Glomeromycetes, Glomerales, Glomeraceae. The record is from the annotation of a GenBank genome assembly.
AUGGUUCGUCUUUCAAUUCAACGCCCUUCUUCUCUUGAAGAUCCAACAGAUCCAUCAACUUGGUCUUCGCAUGAGUUAAAAGAGUGGUUAGCUGAAAAUCGAUUAACCUAUGAUGGAAUUCCCGAAAAGAAUGAAUUAUUGAAUCUUGUAAAAUCCAAUUGGUACGAAUUUAAAGAUCGAGCAAAAUCUUCGACUGAAGCUACAGAAUCUUUUAUUAAAAAAUAUAUUGAUAUUGUUAAAGAAUCAUCUUAUGAAACCAAAGAGCUCACCGGAGAGAAAUACAAUGCUUUUGUACAAGAAAUAGCCGAUCAAAUCGAAACCCUUCGACAAUCCACCGGUCUCACUGAAGAACAAGUUCAAUCGACAUUUAGCGGGAUUACCAAGAAUUUAAAGGGAACCAAAGAUGCUGCCAAUAAAAAUUUACAACGUGCUCUGGAUGAAGUUAAGAGAUCUUACACAAUGUCUAAGGCAAACAGGGAUGUCCUCAUCCAAGAAACCACAAAUCGAGUACAAGAUGAUCUCAUCAAAACCAAUCAAGUUUCUCAGGAUACAGUUGAUUGGUUUAAGGAUCAAGUCAGUAAAAUGAAUGAACAAGCGGCUUUUUCGAAGGCACGAACUGAAACACAAGUCUCUUUGGUUUUGCGAGGAAUUCAAGAACAACUUACUAAAAACAAAAUGGCCACUGCAGAUCAAAUUAAUUCCAUAAACGAAAAAUUGAAUAAUUCUGUUAAAUCAUAUUACCAAUCAAUCGAGAGUACAUUGGAAAGGUUGGGUCAUGAUCUUUCUAAAAAAUUUGGCGGAUCUUCAGACUACAUUGUUGAUGAAUUGCGAUCUCAAUUUUCUAGCGUUAACGAUUAUCGUUUACUCACUCAAGAAAAGAUUCAGAGUGCUGUUGACGCUAUUGGACAAAAAUUUUCAAAUGGCAAGAAUAUGACUGUUGAACAGUUUCAACAAAUUAAACAAACCAUCAAUAGAUAUUUCGGUUUUGUUAAACAAUAUUACGAUAGUGCUACCGGUCAAGCAAAACAAACUGCCUUCGAAACAAAGGAAGCUCAACAAGAACGUUUAAACCGUGUUCUUGACGCCGUUCGAUCUUAUUUUAUGGACACCAAAGACAAAAGCAGCAAACAAUUGUCCAAAAUUAUAAAAGAAGCGGGGGAAAAUAUUUCGGCUACUCAACAACUUACUGCGGAACAAUCCAAGAUCUUAUCCGAUACUAUUCAGGAACAGCUUGGAAAUGUUAAAGAUUCUCGUGACAUUACCGAGGAUAAGAUGAAUUCCUUCAUAGAAUCGUUAAGAAGUCGAUUCGCUAGUGUUCGUGAUUACGCAUCAGAUACUUAUGACUCUGCUUCAAAAAAGAUUGAAGAAGGAUACGAUGUUGCUCAAAACAAAGUUUCUACUGGUGCCGAAAAUGUUGCUGACCGUUUUGGAGAGACUUAUAAGAGCGUAAAAGAUCAAUUUGCUCCACCACAAAAAGAUGAAUUAUAA